Molecule: messenger RNA, 2763 nt
Organism: Colletotrichum lupini
Lineage: Eukaryota; Fungi; Ascomycota; Sordariomycetes; Glomerellales; Glomerellaceae
Product: leukotriene A-4 hydrolase/aminopeptidase
Exons: 8
Coding region: 1-2763 (920 amino acids)
Biological process (GO): proteolysis
Cellular component (GO): cytosol
Molecular function (GO): aminopeptidase activity; epoxide hydrolase activity; metallopeptidase activity
Source: RefSeq, a predicted model, not a curated record
AUGGAACGAACUGCUUGUCGAGGUAUCUACGGAUACUGUUUACGCAGUAAGGGGGUUAUCGACUUCCAGGUCCAGGUCUCGAGGUCUGAGCCGGGUGGGCAAAGAGGAGACUUUUCGUCCGGUUUCUCACCCCGGAAAGGACGGAGAGAAGUUUUCUUGGUCCAGGCCACUGUCGACAAACUCUCUCUCAGUGUUGUACGAAGGUAUGUGGGAGUGUAUGAUCUCAUGCGGCAGCACCGAAAAAGAAAGGGGUGGACGGUGACGGGUGGCUUGGGGAACAGAAACGCAGGACAAGCCUCCAGGGGCCAGGGCGGAGAGGGAAAAGAUAAGUCGGGAUGGCGGUUAGCAGGCACAAGGAACGGCUUGGGCAAUCCCCGUAUCCCGGAGUGCGAAGACGGCCCAGAGAUUCUCUCCCAGGUACGGAUACGUCACGCAGGGAGAUCCCAUCCCCGGGGAAAGGCAGCGCCGUUUCAGGAUGUUGGUCUUGGUCGUGGUUCACUCGUUCAGCUCCGUUCUGGCUGGGGUCUGCAGCUUUGCAGAUACCCCGUGCUAGGCUCGCCCAAGGCUUCCAGGAGAGCCGAUGGUCCGGCCUUUGAUGGCACUUCGUACUCUGUAGAUGGAGAGAGAUGGCAAGCAAUCGUCCGCCUGGCCUGUCUAGUUCUUGCAUCUUUGGGACGUGGGGGCUGGAAAGAAACAGCCGCCCUCUUCAAGGUAGCACUCGUGGCUUCCAUGACAGAUCCAGAUAAAGUGUGGCUGGAGGUCUACCCCUCUACCUUAGUCCGAAUGUGGCAAGUGCUACCAACAACAUCACGAGAGGAGGAGUUGAAGGACAUCAAAUUUCUGGAGAACUGGAGCUCCGCAAACUUCACCCGCCUCACGAGCCCUCAGAGCCGCGCAGCCGCCUUCGGCACUACUGCAAAGAUGGCGUCCACCACCUCGACCAACAGAGACCCAAACACCCUGUCAAACUAUGGCGCGUGGCUGACCAAGCACACCACCGCCAACCUGACGAUCGACUUCAAGGACAAGUCUCUCAAGGGCUCCGUCACUCUCGAGCUCGAGUCCCUGACGGACAGCCAGAGCAAGGAGAUCAUCCUCGACUCGAGCUUCCUCUCCAUCUCGGGCGUCAAGGUCAACGCCGCCACCUCGACAUGGGAGCUCAAGGACCGCGUGGAGCCGUACGGCGCCCCUCUGCACGUCUUUGUGCCCCAGGGCGCCGCCAAGGGCGAGGUGGUCAAGGUCGACGUCGACCUCGCUACCACGGACAAGUGCACCGCCCUGCAGUGGCUCACGCCCGCGCAGACGAGCAACAAGAAGCACCCGUACAUGUUCUCCCAGUGCCAGGCCAUUCACGCCCGCUCGCUAUUUCCCUGCCAGGACACACCGGACGUCAAGUCGACGUACAGCUUCGUCCUCGCCUCGCCUCUACCUGUCGUCGCUAGCGGUGUCCUCGUCGAGGGCUCCGGCAAGGAUGAGAAGAAGGGUGACAACACGGUCUACCGGUUCGAGCAGAAGGUCCCCAUCCCGUCGUACCUGUUCGCCCUGGCAUCGGGUGACAUCGCCACGGCGCCUAUUGGACCGCGGAGUAUCGUUGCCACGGGGCCUGAUGAGCUCAAGGAGUCGCAGUGGGAGCUGCAGAACGACAUGGAGAAGUUCAUGGAAGUUGCGGAGAAGCUUGUCUUCCCUUACCGGUGGGGCCAGUACAAUGUUCUUGUCUUGCCGCCUAGUUUCCCCUACGGUGGUAUGGAGAACCCGAUUUACACGUUUGCUACGCCGACCAUCAUCAGUGGUGACAAGCAGAACGUCGAUGUCAUUGCGCAUGAGCUGAGUCACUCGUGGAGUGGAAACUUGGUUACCAGCUGCAGUUGGGAGCACUUCUGGCUGAAUGAGGGAUGGACAACAUAUCUUGAGCGCCGUAUCGGCAUGGCUGUCCAUGGUGACGCCGAGCGCGACUUCUCCGCCAUCAUCGGCUGGAAGGCCCUCGAGGACGCUGUCGCUCUCAACGGCGCCGACUCCGAGUUCACCAAGCUCAUCAUCAACCACAAGGGCAUCGACCCCGAUGAUGCCUUCAGCACCGUUCCCUACGAGAAGGGCUUCCACUUCCUCUACUAUCUCGAGCGCCUUGUCGGCAUGGACGCCUUUGACAAGUUCAUCCCCCACUACUUUACAAAGUGGUCCCGCAAGUCCCUCGACUCAUUCGAGUUCAAGGACACCUUCCUCACCUUCUUCAACGGCCUCGGCGACGAGGAGAUCAAGAACAAGGUCGCCUCCAUCGACUGGGACACGUGGUUCUACCAGCCCGGUCUCCCGCCUAAGCCGGUCUUCGACACCACCCUGGCCGAUGUCUGCUACAAGCUGGCCGAGAACUGGAAGGACGAGUCCUUCAAGCCCUCCGCCGAAGAUGUGGCCUCCUUUUCCGGGAACCAGAAGCUCGUCCUCCUCGAGACCAUCGAGAAAUUCCCGUCCCCUCUGUCCGCGGACCGCGCAAAGCUGCUCGGCACCGUGUACGACCUCGUCUCGUCGCGCAACGCCGAGCUCAAGACGGCGUACUACAAGAUUGCGCUCGCUGCCGAGGACUCGUCUGCGUACCAGGGCGCCGCGGAGUUGCUAGGCCACGUUGGCCGCAUGAAGUUUGUGAGACCGCUGUUCCGGUCGCUCAACAAGGUUGACCGGGAGCUUGCGCUCAAAACGUUUGAGAAGAAUAGGGACUUUUACCACCCCAUUUGCCGUGGUAUGGUGGAGAAGGACCUUGGUCUUGUGUAA